This is a messenger RNA of Cajanus cajan (pigeon pea), 1279 nucleotides long. RefSeq names its product ER membrane protein complex subunit-like protein. The record is from RefSeq and is a predicted model, not a curated record. NCBI's taxonomy places the organism in Eukaryota, Viridiplantae, Streptophyta, Magnoliopsida, Fabales, Fabaceae.
GGUAUCUCUAAAAAAAAAAGGUACUAGAGUCUAGAGUGUCCACUAAAUCAAUCUUUAACACAUAACAGCGGUCGUAGCGUAACACAAGCACAGACUGAGAAAUCAGACGGCGAGAGAAUGGGCGCGUUACCCUUCCGUUUCUUCUUCGCGGUGACUCUGCUGCUCACUUGCGCGUUAGGUUUCCAAUCGGACGAGCUUCUCCUCGACGACGACGAGUUUGGCAUCGAAGGUGGACGCUCCUUCGAUUCCGAUUCGCAUCAUCAACCUCCCGCCACCGCCACCACCUCUCGGAAGAGGUUUUCCGACUCCGCCUCCGCCUCCGAUUCCAAGAUCCAGUUCCCUCUCCAACACGCCUUCGGAGACUCCGAUUUCUCCGACGCUGGCAACUUCUCUGCUCGCCUCAAGACUUGGAGCCACGGCGGCCAGACUCUGACGAAGCUGAGGUUUAAGCGGGAUCCUUUGACUGACGUUGAGCAGAAGAAUUUUCAAGAGCUGUUACGAGGAGAUGAUUUCUAUAGGAUUAGACUGCCGUCCAAUGUUUUGAGCCCUCCCGGCCGGGAAUAUAUUAUUUCUUCGGUGAAAGCGCGAUGUCUUCCAGGGGAUGGAUUGGAGGAGCAUUUUGUAAUACACAUGGAAGGUGUUAAUGUCUUGGCUGUCAAUUAUGGUGCUCCAGGGGCUUGCCCUUAUCCCCGGCAACUGAAGCUUCCUGCAAAGUGGUCUUUCAAGUCAUACACGGUUCUAAAGAACAGUGAACAAGCGCCAAGAACUCCAAUAUUUGCUGAAGAUGUGCUUGGCGGAGAGGAGGGAGAUGGUGAGGCUGUAAAGCCAAUAGAAAAGUCCUUUUGGGCUAAAUACUGGAUGUACCUGAUCCCUCUUGGACUCAUUGUAAUGAAUGCCGUCACUCAAGCUAUGAAUAUGCCCGAUGAACAACCUGGCGGGCAACCUGGUGCUCAGACACAGCAGCAGCCAGGAGCUGCAGUACAGCGUGGACCAAGCUCUGGAGGUGUGCGUAGAAGAUGAUUAGUUAGCUUCCACUGCCUCGGAAAACAUUAUUUGAGGACAUUGGGAUGUCUUGGACGUUUCAGUUAGACUUGACCAAUUAUUGUUAUUGUUAUAUAUUGAAAUUUUGGCACGAAUAUCAUUUUGGUUUCCUCUGAUACUGUGAUGUUUCUGGGGCGAUUUGUAUUACUCCCAAAAAAAGGUAAGUGGGAUUAACCUAAUUUGUUUAUGGCCACGACAACUAUGAAUUUGAAAUAAUGAAAUUUAGUUCUGAGUAUCA